UUUAUAUCAAUUUCAUAUCGAUCCUAAAAAUGGAUUUGAGAGCUAAGAUUACGUCUUACGAGCAACAUGGCAAUGCCACUUACUAUGUGUGCAGCUUUAAUAGAGGAGAAGGAGAGGAAAGAUCAUCAUGGGAGGUCAGAAAAAGAUUCUCUGAGUUUAAGGAGCUCAAUAAGAAUCUAUUAAUCAAGCACUCAGAUCUUCCUGAGUUACCAUCAACAACAUGGUUUAAAGUCAAAGAUACCAAUGCUUUGGAAAGUAGGAAGAAGAGUUUAAAUGAUUAUCUUCAGACUCUUUGUAAGAAAGAGGAGGUUGAAACAGACAAUGACUUCCAUAAUUUCAUCAAUCUUGAGGAAAACCUGCACAGCAUGGUUAAAUUCAAUAAAGAGAAGCUGCUUUACCAAUUCCCUGAUUUGCAUCAAAGUGUCAAAGAUCUCAUCGUUCUUGAAGAACAAAAGAUCUUAAUUGUUGUUUGUGGAGAAGAAGGCAUUCAAAGGAGAAUCACCUCAUUUUGGGAUAAAUUUAAGUUCCCAUUCUUGGCCACAGGAGAGCAAGAGGAAUCUCUCGGGAAAGUCGUCAUUUUUAAAAUCAUCGGUACUGACCCAUGGCAUGUUGAAUGACUUUUUGAAGAGAAGCUUAAAUCUCAAGCCACUUGUGUUCAGUUUGAUGAGUCCACCAAUUCAUUGGCAGUUGGGUUAGAGAGUGGAAAGAUCAGAGUUUUUGAAAUCCCUCUUAACUUUGAAUUUUUGAAAGAUAUUCCUUAUGAGUCCAACCAAAUCACUGCUCAUAGUGCAGGAGUCACAGGGAUUUGUAUGGAUGCAUUUAUUGGCUAUAUUUACUCUAUUGGCAAAGAUGGAAACUUCUGUGUCUCUGACAAAACAUCAUGUGAAAAUUAUUGGACCAAGAAAUUUGAUAAAUUCCAAUUAACCUCUCUAUUCCAUGAUACUGAGAACAAAAGAAUCUUUGCAGGAGAUAAUGGAGGUUACAUUCACGUGUUUUCUAUCAAAAAGUACCCACCAAAGAGGAUCACUAGUAUCAGAACGUCUGUGUCAAAUUCUAUUGCUACUAUCACCUCUUCUGAAGAUAUGAAAAAGCUAUAUGCUGGAACAGCUGAUGGAAUGAUUCUUUGAUUUGAUUUAGGAUCUUAUGGAAAAGAGAAAAAGAAUACUAAAGAAUACCCCUAUAGCUUGAAGAGCACCACCAAGUGCGUCUCACUAGAGAAGGACGAGACCCAUAACACUUUGAUUUCUGGAAAUGAGAGCGGAAAUGUGGCAAUCUGGUCACCAGAAGUGAAGAAAUGAGACUAUGUAUUUAAUGCUCAUCUCAAAUCUAUCACAUCUCUUCACUGGAACAAAGAUAUUAGAAGACUUAUCACAGGAUCUUCUGAUGGUAAGAUCAAGGUUUGGAAACUUCCAGAAGUCUGGAUGGAACCAGGACAGUUAAAGAAAAUCGCCCAAAUUUUCAUCAACGGCAAGGAAGAAGGUAAAGAAGAAACUAAGAAAGAUGAAGAAGAGUAAUCUUGGCGACUAACAAGUUCUUGGUUAAAACGAAAUACAUUCA
Messenger RNA from Moneuplotes crassus, 1557 nucleotides. Lineage: Eukaryota; Ciliophora; Spirotrichea; Euplotida; Euplotidae. The record is from the annotation of a GenBank genome assembly.